Neurospora crassa OR74A is the source of this 1473-nucleotide messenger RNA. RefSeq names its product U1 small nuclear ribonucleoprotein C. Lineage: Eukaryota; Fungi; Ascomycota; Sordariomycetes; Sordariales; Sordariaceae. Gene Ontology annotation, biological process: mRNA 5'-splice site recognition; spliceosomal snRNP assembly; mRNA splicing, via spliceosome. Gene Ontology annotation, cellular component: U1 snRNP; nucleus. The coding region runs from base 146 to 796 and encodes 216 amino acids. The record is from RefSeq and is a predicted model, not a curated record. The transcript has 3 exons. Gene Ontology annotation, molecular function: pre-mRNA 5'-splice site binding; zinc ion binding.
UUCAGCCUUGCAAACCUUCUUUUGUCUUCGUCGUUGUCGCGCGCCGUAUCAUUGUUGCCAUCCAACUUGCGACUUUCUCCGAGGGCAGCCACAGAGAUUUCGAAUAACCCCGUCUUGAAAGGUUUCGCGAUCACAAUCUACCAAAAUGCCAAAAUUCUUUUGCGACUACUGCGAUGUGUACCUCACGCACGAUUCCAUGAGCGUCCGCAAGGCGCACAACAGCGGUCGUAACCAUUUACGAAACGUUGUUGACUACUACCAACAGAUUGGUCACGAGAAGGCCCAAUCCGUUAUCGAUUCGAUUACCUCCUCGUACGCCGCCGAAGGCCAAGCCCACGCCAAUCCUAUGCUCCCGCAGAACCAACCCGGCGGAGUCCCUCCCGGCCUCGGCUUCCCGCCCCCGGGCGCCGGCGUUCCCCCCUUCCCGCCUUUCCCUGGCGGCAUGCCUCCUCCGUUCCCAGGCAUGCCCGGUGGCGCGCCGGUGCCCCCUCCCGGAGCCUUUGGUGCCCCAGGCGUGCCCGGCGGUAUUCCUCCUCCUGGAGCGCCAGGAGCUCGCGGAAUGCCUCCAAUGCCCCCAUUUCCUGGUAUGCCUGGCGCUCCUGCUGGUAUACCUGGCGUACCGCCUCCGAUGCCCGGUCCUGGUGGUCUGCCAUUCCCGCCCCCAGGAGGUCUACCCUUCCCCCCACCUGGAGCAGGAAACUUUCCCUUCCCCCCUCCCGGUGCGCCAGGUGCGUUCCCCGGUAUGCCACCUUUUGGCGCCCCUGGUCAAGGGCCUCCGGGUGCCGACAAGAGGUGAAGUAGUUUGGUGUACGAUGAGAGUAGCUUGAGAAAGGGCACGACAACAUAGCAACCUGGGUCAGGCCGCCAAAACGAGCAUAAUAUUCACAGCUUUCAGUUUCGGAUUUCAUUCAAUUGGUGUUUACAAUUGGGUUUCAUUUUCUCGGAACACGAUACCAAGAUUCUACGGCGGCGCUGAAGGCGUUAAUCUUUUUUUAAACCAAAAUCGGGUUAGGUCAGUUCAGAAGGGAGGAAAAUCAUAGCGCAGGUCACAUAGCCUGGUUGAAGGUCAUCCUUGCUCGAAUACUUCAGCUAUACAGCAACCGGCGAGCCACCCCGGUUUGCUUCAAUCCGACACAAGGACAUACGAUGAGUGGACUAAGUCGCUCUGGCCUGUCAUUGAUACUGGAAAGGAAAGGCUUUCGAAGGCUGCAGAGCGUGGUAGGUAUGCUGCUUUUGCUCCUGAUGAAGCCCGAUACGAUUCUUUUUUAUCCAAGCUGUUCAGUCAUGCAUUCGUUUGACUGACAAUCGGCUGAGCUAAAGUGAUGCGCAGGUGUCUGGUAAGGCGACGGAGUGGCAUCCGUGCACACCAAACAUGAUCAAGGGAUAAUUCCCAAAGUCUACUUAAAGUCUACAUGAAAAGCGAACAUCAUAGAAGUAGCACAUCCAGAAAUACAACAAACAUCUUGAAACUUG